This is a messenger RNA of Truncatella angustata, 903 nucleotides long. RefSeq lists its product as uncharacterized. Bases 1 to 729 code for a protein of 242 amino acids. Lineage: Eukaryota; Fungi; Ascomycota; Sordariomycetes; Amphisphaeriales; Sporocadaceae. The transcript has a single exon. The record is from RefSeq and is a predicted model, not a curated record.
AUGCACAAGUUGGAAGAUGCAACCAAAGUGCUGAUUCUUGAUGCCGGAUAUAAGAGACCGCCAAGCCGGCACCGAACGGACUUUUCCGAUUGGACUAGACUCGUAUGUAAAAAAUUCAUAAGGAUCUCGCUCCAAUGUGAGGGCUUUACCCUUCGGGUUCCCUUCGUGGUUGAUGAUACUUUCUACGCUUUGAUGAGAUGUUUCGAUUUUUUUACAAUCGACGAAGAUCCAGAAUUGUGGCGACUUUGGUGCAGCCUCCUCAGGUACGCCUUGCGACUUCAGAACGGUGAGUCCUGGCUGCAGAUCUUCUACGGUGUUAGCGACCAAGACCAGCCGGACGAGGUGCCGGCACGGUGGAGCACGACUUCGAAAGCAAGCACCAAAUACCGAGACGACAGGCCUAAUAGGUUUGUGCGGGGAGCAUUUAUCCAGAACGAUGUGCAAGGCAUAUCCAACGUCAUUUGCGAGAUCAGCAGCCCCCUCGGUCUACGAUGGUUCUGGGACAAGGAGAGCUGGCGGGCAACCGACAUCAUCAAGCGCUACGGCGAUGGAAUCAUACAACCGUCGUCGUCGGAUUUUGAGGUUAUAUACCGUGGGGUCAUCCAGCAAAUUUCGGAGCAUUCCUUGUUCCUUGCGUGCCGAGGCUUGGAGAGCGUUCACCGCAAACCUACGCCAGAUGGUAAAUCGGGAGAUCGAGCAAGACCUGAAACCUGCCUCGAUCGGUACUAGAUGACUGGCAAAAUUCUGCAUAGUAUUGUUAAAAUGGCUUGGCUUCGCAUUGUGUCUACACUUGUUUUAAGGCUUUGUCAUCUAUAAAAAUCUAAUAUAGAGGAGAAGAAUGUAAUUGCGCAAUUAUCGAAUCGCAAGGGUAGGUUAGUUGAUAGAAAUGACAAUCUCGUUACG